AUGAACUUGUCUGUUGUCGCUGUCACUGAAACAUGGUUGGACUCCACAAUUCCGGACUCUGCUCUAUUCGAGACUCACAGUGUGUUUCGUAAGGAUCGCAAUCGUCGAGGUGGAGGUGUGUUACUUGCGAUUUCGAAUUCUCUGAAUCCAACAGCAGUUGAUUCCAGUGGUUUUCCAUCAUCCAUUGAGUUUGUAUGCGCUGCUUUUACCAUUAAUUCUGAGCGUUGGCUCUGCGGAGCAUACUACAGGCCUCCCACGGAUGCUGCUAGUUUGGGACUUCUCGAAGAAGUAUUGAAUAACCUUGAAUUGGACCUGUACGCCGGCUUUAUUUUGAUGGGCGAUUUUAAUAUCAACUGGUCGCCUGUCAAUCCGUGCCCACUGAAAUCUACACUUCAAGAUUUAGCCGACAGCUUUUGUGUGGAUCAAGUCGUUUCUAAACCUACAGGGUCUUCAGCUGACUUUUUGACGAAUACCAUAAUUGAUCUGAUAUGCACAUCUCGACCAGAUCGCGUUUGUAAUGUCAGCAUCGAGCCUGGACUGAGCAGUUCUGAUCAUCACAUGGUUUCCUUCAGAAUUCGAGGAUCUCCUGGUAAGCUGCCAGAUCAGGUUCGUGAAACGUUCCAAUAUCACAAAGCCGAUCUGAACCACUUUCAUAACUUGCUGUCUGCGGUGCCCUGGAACCUGAUUGAUUACAGCGACUUAGACGAUGCUUGGGAGAACUUUAGCGAUUACUUCCUUGCUUGUGUGCGGGAAUGUAUUCCUGUCCGUCGAGGUAGAAAACGAGUUAAACCCUGGAUUUCUGCGGAUCUGCACAAGCUGAUACUUGAAAAACGCAGACUUUUCAGGAGAGCUCGAUCUACAGGGACUGCGUCCGCCUGGAACAAGUACAAACAAGCUAGAAAUAAGGUUCGCAAAUCCUCCAAAAAGGCUUACAAUGACUUUGUGACUGAUCUGUUUCAGAAAAAGGAUAACCGUAAGUCCUUCUGGUCGUUUGUUAAAUCCAAACGAAAUACUUCAAACUCUGUCGAUUGCUUCCUUCUGUCAGACGGUAGCAAAAUCUGUGACCCAACACGGAUUGCAGCUGAGUUUAAUUAUCUGUUUGCCAGUUUCUUUUCCGGAUCUGCGGAUACCAACGAUGUCACUGCCCCUGCGCUGGACAUCCCACCUCUGAACAAUUUCAGGAUAACCACAGCGCAGGUUGCCUCUGAAAUCAAGAAACUGUUUGCUCGAAAAGCUCACGGUCCAGAUGGCAUCAGUGCACAGAUGCUAAAAUUAGCUUGCCCUACCAUCAUACCUGUGCUGACUAAAUUCUAUAAAUAG
This is a messenger RNA of Patiria miniata (bat star), 1320 nucleotides long. RefSeq lists its product as uncharacterized. The record is from RefSeq and is a predicted model, not a curated record. The transcript has a single exon. Bases 1 to 1320 code for a protein of 439 amino acids. Lineage: Eukaryota; Metazoa; Echinodermata; Asteroidea; Valvatida; Asterinidae. Gene Ontology annotation, molecular function: catalytic activity.